CUACCCAGAGAUGGGAAGACAUGGACUUCUUUUAGACAUAGCGUAUGUAAAAGCUUCUCAAGGCUGAAGAGUUCUGGGAAGGCCAGGCUGCAAUCACAUUCACUCUUAGGACGAACGGAGAAGACUACCCUCAGAGCAGACAUUUUUCCUGGGGUCACCCAGUAAAGCCAGUAGAGACUUAAGGAUUGAACACAGGUCUCUCUACUCCAUGGUUGUGAUUCUGAGUGACUCCAGUCCUUUUCAAUAGACGCCUAGGAGCAUUCGGAGGAACCAACCAUUUUGAGGUCCCGAGGGGCGAGUAACCGGUUCUCAAUGGCGCCUUAGGCGGAAGCUUUAAAGCAGCACCGAACAGCAACACAAGUGUCCUCCUUCCGGUAUCCUUAAGGCCGUCACCCUGAAUGGUAAAGCCCCGCCCACCCCGGGGCAUCUCGGGAAAUGCAGUUCUACCUUUAUUUAGACUGUAGGUUCUAAGAAGGAAGGUGUGACAGCGAACUGAGGCUUUUGGCUGCUCGGCGGGUUAUCUCAUCGGGCGAAGCUGUCGGACGAGACCGGCGCCUGUCGAGCGGCCCCACUUCUGGUCGGCGGGCAAAAACAGAGCUCUUCUCCUUUAAUUGCAGUGGGCGGGACGCGGCGACUCCGCCGGCGUUGCUAUUGGCGGCGAUUGGGGGCGCGGAAACUGAACUGGCACAACUGCCGCCGCAACUACCUCGGGAUUUUGGGGUGCUGCUGGUCCUGCCAGCCCUGCCAGCCCCGCCAUGGCCGCUCCCACUCCGGAUGACCCCUCACUGGAGAGGCAUUUUAAGGGCCACCGAGAUGCAGUCACCAGUGUGGACUUCAGUCUCAACACGAAGCAGCUGGCCAGCGGCUCCAUGGACUCAUGCCUCAUGAUCUGGCACAUGAAGCCCCAGUCACGUGCUUACCGCUUCACGGGCCACAAGGACGCUGUGACUUGUGUGAACUUCUCCCCGUCAGGACACCUGCUUGCCUCAGGCUCCAGAGACAAGACUGUUCGCAUCUGGGUACCCAAUGUCAAGGGUGAGUCAACCGUGUUUCGUGCACACACGGCCACAGUGAGGAGUGUCCACUGGUGCAGUGAUGGCCAGUCGCUCGUGACAGCCUCUGACGACAAGACAGUCAAGGUGUGGUCAACUCAUCGCCAGAGAUUCCUGUUUUCCCUGAGCCAGCACAUCAACUGGGUCCGCUGUGCCAAGUUCUCCCCUGAUGGGCGGCUCAUCGUGUCGGCCAGUGAUGACAAGACUGUCAAGCUGUGGGACAAGACCAGUCGGGAGUGUGUCCACUCAUACUGUGAGCAUGGCGGCUUUGUCACCUAUGUGGACUUCCACCCCAGUGGGACGUGUAUCGCGGCUGCAGGCAUGGACAACACGGUGAAGGUGUGGGAUGUGCGGACUCACCGGCUGCUGCAGCAUUAUCAACUACACAGUGCAGCCGUGAAUGCCCUCUCCUUCCACCCGUCGGGAAGCUACCUCAUCACAGCCUCCAGCGACUCAACCCUGAAGAUCCUGGACCUGAUGGAGGGCCGGCUGCUCUACACACUCCAUGGGCACCAGGGACCUGCUACCACCGUUGCCUUUUCAAGAACGGGGGCGUAUUUUGCUUCUGGAGGCUCUGAUGAGCAGGUGAUGGUUUGGAAGAGUAACUUUGAUGUUGUUGAUUAUGGAGACGUGAAAGUACAGAGGCCUCCACCCCUGGCCAGCUCUGCUGGGAAUCUGCCAGAAAUGGAUUUGCAUGGCCCACCAGGCAGAGACAAGAGUCUGGAGUCAGUGCAAGGCCAGCCCCAAGAGCCUGUCAAUAUGCCCCAGACGCUGACCAGCACACUGGAGCACAUUGUGAGCCAGCUGGACGUCCUCACACAGACAGUGUCCAUCCUGGAGCAGCGGCUGACACUGACAGAAGACAAGCUGAGGCGGUGUCUAGAGAACCAGCAGCUAAUCAUGCAGAGAACGCCAUCAUGAUUGGGACAGGAAUCGGGAGCUCAGUCCACUAGGGAUUUGUACGGGGCUUAGUAAAUAAAUAAAGGGAGCCACACCUGGACCCAGUCUGGGAUUGGGUGCUCCUGCUCCCCCACCCCCAAGUGCUGUUUGUACCUGGAGCCUCCCCACCCGACCAUAGGACGCUCCCAGUAGGCAGUGCACACAGAAGGGAAACUUGAGACCCUGCUGGCAGGACCACACUCAGUUUAACCAAAAGGAACCACUUGGACCGUGCGCUCCCUCAGAGUCCUAAGAUGGUGGCCCGCUGUCUGGAGAGCCUUGCUAGGUUUUCACUCAACCUCACUUCAGUCCCCUGCCUGGCUUCUAAGUCGGCAGCUCAUUGCUUGGACGAACCAAGAAUUUUCUCUCCACCUGACCCCCGCCUCCAGAAAGCCCCCAGUGGGACCAUCUGAGUCGAACAAGCUUGGUGGAAUGGGUAGGGCCUUUCAAAGGCUUUACUUUCUGUUACCACAAAUAUUCACCAGGGCCUGUGACUCCUUCCUCUCUACAUGCAUGAGAACAAAGGAAUCUGAAAAUUAAAACUAAUUUGACUGAUCCUUGUUGCAGGAAUGGCUUGUUCUGGGUAAGACCUAACCAGUCCCCCAUCCCAGGGCCCGUAAAGAGAGAAUCACAGCAGCAACAGAGGGGUUGGGGGUGUGUUGUUGGAGGAUUGUUUCUGAGACCAAGGAUACCCUUGU
This is a messenger RNA of Onychomys torridus (southern grasshopper mouse), 2689 nucleotides long. It is a transcript of the gene Poc1a, whose product is annotated as POC1 centriolar protein A. Gene Ontology annotation, cellular component: centriole; ciliary basal body. Gene Ontology annotation, biological process: cilium assembly. Bases 756 to 1973 code for a protein of 405 amino acids. The transcript has 12 exons. Lineage: Eukaryota; Metazoa; Chordata; Mammalia; Rodentia; Cricetidae. Gene Ontology annotation, molecular function: protein binding. The record is from RefSeq and is a predicted model, not a curated record.